Molecule: messenger RNA, 3153 nt
Organism: Zingiber officinale
Lineage: Eukaryota; Viridiplantae; Streptophyta; Magnoliopsida; Zingiberales; Zingiberaceae
Product: serine/threonine-protein phosphatase BSL1 homolog
Exons: 21
Coding region: 238-2901 (887 amino acids)
Biological process (GO): brassinosteroid mediated signaling pathway
Molecular function (GO): phosphoprotein phosphatase activity; protein binding
Source: RefSeq, a predicted model, not a curated record
UAGUUUCGAAGUAAAUAGUAUUUGACUUCGGCAGUGACGACUCAAAGUUAAUCAACCUACGUCGUACCCGCGCCGGCGCCGAAGAGUGGUUGGCUCGGGCAGAGCCCACCUUAGGGUUUCCUGCCGAGCUCUUCCUCUUGCUUCUAGCCUUCACGGCCGGCCCGUCUCUCAAUUUCUCAGAUCGCGACGCCGUUUCUUGCUCUUUUGGAUUCCCGCGGCGGAGUCGCUGGCGUCGGGAUGGGGUCUAGGCCGUGGCUGAACCCGGCGCCAAGCUACCACGUGCUGGAAUCGAGUUGGGAGACCGACGAUGACGCCCCAGGUCCCCGCUGCGGCCACUCCCUUACCGCUGUGGCCGCCACCAAGUCCCACGGGCCCCGACUCAUUCUCUUUGGCGGCGCCACUGCCAUCGAAGGCGGCGCUUCCUCUGCCGCUCCGGGCAUCAGGCUCGCUGGCGUGACGAAUUCGCUUCACUCGUACGACGUCAAAACGCGGAAAUGGACCAGGUUGCAUCCUGCGGGAGAACCGCCCUCACAGAGGGCUGCUCAUGCCGCCGCAGCUGUCGGUACUAUGGUUGUUUUCCAGGGUGGCAUUGGGCCAGCUGGGCAUUCGACUGAUGACCUUUAUGUUCUUGAUCUGACAAAUGAUAAAUUCAAGUGGCAUAGGGUGGUUGUUCAAGGACCUGGUCCAGGUCCUCGAUAUGGACAUGCAAUGGACCUAGUUGCUCAGCGUUAUCUUGUCACAGUUAGUGGCAAUGAUGGACAAAGAGUUCUAUCUGAUACUUGGGCAUUGGAUACUGCACAGAAACCUUAUAGAUGGCAGAAAUUAAACCCUGAAGGAGAUAGACCGACAGCCAGAAUGUAUGCCACUGCAAGUGCACGCUCUGAUGGCAUGCUUUUGCUAUGUGGGGGGAGAGAUUCUUCUGGAAUGCCUCUAUCUGAUGCUUAUGGACUGCUUAUGCAUACAAAUGGUAAAUGGGAGUGGACCCUUGCUCCUGGUGUGUCACCAUCUCCAAGAUAUCAGCAUGCAGCAGUUUUUGUAGGGGCUCGAUUGCAUGUUACUGGUGGGGCUCUCAAGGGAGGACGAAAUGUUGAAGGUGAAGCUUCCAUUGCUGUUCUGGACACUGCCGCUGGGGUGUGGUUGGACAGAAAUGGAGUUGUCACAUCUACUCGGACGUAUAAGUCACCAACUGAUAAUGAUGGUUCCUUAGAACUUCUACGCAGGUGUCGGCAUGCAUUGGCCUCUGUUGGGACUCAAGUAUAUGUUUUUGGUGGUCUAAAGGGAGAUGUUCUACUUGAUGAUUUUCUGGUUGCCGAAAAUUCUACUUUUCAAUCUGAAGUCAGUUCCUCAAUGUCCAAUUCUGGUAGUGUCCCUUCUGUAAAUUACAAACCUAAUCAAAAUGUCAAUUUGGAUUCCCAGUUUGCUGAACAACCAUUGAAUAAGAAGCAAGAUUCAGCUUCCUCUGCCAGUGUGGAUCAGAAAUCAAUUGAAAUGCUCACUCAGGCUUCUGCUGCUGAAGCUGAAGCUGUGAGCGCUGUCUGGCGGGCUGCAAGGGAAAAUAUCUCAGAUGAUGGAGAUUCAGAGUUUCCUAUCAUUGAUGAAACGUCAGGUGAAGAUGAUCUCUCAGAUGUUCCCGACUCCCUUGAGCCAGGUGUACGGCUUCAUCCUCGAGCGGUGGUGGUUGCUAAAGAGACUGUCGGCAACCUAGGAGGGCUUGUAAGGCAGCUUUCACUGGAUCAGUUUGAGAAUGAGAGUAGAAGAAUGUACCCAACAAAUGUUGAACAAACUUAUCCAACAAAAAAGUUCUUGAACAGGCAGAAAUCUCCUGAAGGCUUGCAUAAGAAGGUUAUAUCACAUUUGCUCAGACCAAGAAAUUGGAAGCCUCCUGCUAAUAGAAGAUUUUUCCUUGAUUCCUAUGAAGUUGGUGAACUUUGUCAUGCCGCGGAACAGAUUUUUAGGCAGGAACCAACAGUUUUGCAACUAAAAGCUCCAGUUAAAGUAUUUGGUGAUCUUCAUGGUCAAUUUGGUGAUCUUAUGAGAUUAUUUGAUGAGUAUGGCUCUCCCUCGACCGCCGGAGACAUAACGUACAUAGACUAUCUAUUUUUGGGGGAUUAUGUGGACAGGGGUCAGCAUAGCUUGGAGACAAUAACUCUACUACUUGCUCUGAAAAUAGAGAAUCCAGAGAACAUUCACCUGAUCCGAGGAAACCACGAAGCAGCUGACAUCAAUGCCCUUUUUGGUUUUCGUCUUGAAUGCAUUGAGAGAAUGGGGGAAAGUGACGGGAUAUGGGCAUGGACACGCUUUAAUCAACUUUUCAACUACCUUCCACUUGCAGCUCUCAUAGAGAAGAAGAUUAUCUGUAUGCAUGGUGGUAUUGGGAGGUCCAUAAAUUCUGUUGACCAAAUAGAGAAGCUUGAAAGGCCUAUUAACAUGGAUGUUGGAUCUAUUGUCUUAAUGGAUCUUCUUUGGUCUGAUCCCACAGAGAACGAUAGCAUAGAGGGUUUGAGACCAAAUGCAAGAGGACCUGGGCUUGUCACAUUUGGGCCUGACCGUGUCACUGAGUUUUGCAAAAGAAACAAGUUACAACUCAUAAUAAGAGCUCAUGAAUGUGUCAUGGAUGGCUUUGAAAGGUUUGCCCAAGGGCAACUAAUCACCUUAUUUUCAGCAACUAAUUAUUGCGGGACUGCUAACAAUGCUGGGGCGAUACUCGUAGUUGGUAGAGGGUUGGUUAUUGUUCCAAAGCUGAUUCAUCCACUUCCGCCACCGCUUCAAUCGCCAGAGUCUUCUCCUGAGCAUGUCCUAGAGGACACGUGGAUGCAGGAACUUAACAUUCAGAGGCCACCGACUCCAACUCGAGGCCGACCCCAAUCAGCUAAUGACCGGAGUUCUCUGGCUUACAUUUAACCGCAGUUUGGUUGAAAUUUCUUCCGUAUCUAUUAACGUAUAUUGUGCAUUGUUACAGCGUACCAUCUGUACAUGAUCUGUAAGCCAUAAAGGUGAUCCCGUGUUUAUUUGUAUGACUUUGUUCCAAAUUCCACGAACAGGCUUUGGUGGAAUUUACAUCCCCUUAAAUUAUAAAGCUUUGUGCGGGCGAUGGAGAUAUAAAAAUUGUCUCCAUGCCCUCCUGAUCUGUUCUUUCUUGCUCUUUCUGAUUAA